Capsicum annuum is the source of this 2287-nucleotide messenger RNA. Its product is annotated as WD repeat-containing protein 26 homolog. The transcript has 5 exons. NCBI's taxonomy places the organism in Eukaryota, Viridiplantae, Streptophyta, Magnoliopsida, Solanales, Solanaceae. The record is from RefSeq and is a predicted model, not a curated record. Bases 377 to 2128 code for a protein of 583 amino acids. Gene Ontology annotation, molecular function: protein binding.
AAAAAAAACAAAAACUCACCUUGUCUACCAUUUCUCUUCACAACAAUCUUCCAACUGAAACCGCCAUUAACACAAACAAGCUUACCAACAGUCACUCAUAUAUUUCUUUUUAAUUUUUUUAUUUUCCCUUUUUAAAUUACCAUAUUCUUCUUACUUAAAUACCAAGAAAUAAGGGAAAAAAAAAACAAUUUUUAAAAUUAUUUUUCUUUAAAAAAUACCCAUUUUGAUCUGGAGUGCCAAAUAAUUUCUGGCUGUUGAAGAUUUCACGCGAAUCUGUUGUAGUCGUGUUUUUUCCUUUGAAGGAUUGAGAUCUUGAUCUCAACUUUCAGAUCUGCUUAUGCACCUUCCUUUAUAUAUGGGCUGAGAUAUAUAUUUCAUGGGAGGCUCAGAGGAUGACGAACCACUCUCAAAACGUGUGAAAGUAUCAUUUAGAGAAUCAGCAGAUCCAUCGAACGGGACAUUUCUUAGGGAUCCUGCAAGUUGCUCAUUGAGUGAUUCGAUGGUUCGUCCUCUGGAAUUCCAACGGGACGGUGAGGUUGUUGGUACAAAAGGUGUCAAGAAAGUUGAAUUUGUUCGGAUCAUAGCCGAGGCAUUAUAUUCUCUUGGUUAUAAGAAGGCUGGGGCGCAGCUAGAGGAAGAGUCGGGGAUACCUUUACACCCCUCUCUAGUAAAUUUAUUUAUUCAGCAAAUCCUUGAUGGGAGGUGGGAUGAAAGUAUAGUCACAUUGCAUAAAAUUGGUCUUGUGGAUGAAAAAAUUGUGAAGUUGGCAUCUUUUGCGAUACUGGAGCAGAAGUUCCUUGAAUUGUUAGAAGGAAAUGAAAUCACGCUUGCUUUGAAGACAUUGAGGACUGAGAUUGCACCUCUUUUCAUAAAUAUCAAUAGAGUCGCCAAUCUUUCGUUGUGCCUUUUAUCACAUUCAAAACAGGAUGUCUCCAGAACGUCAGGUCUAGCAGAUAUAAUGUUUAUAAAACAAAGGACAAAGCUACUAGAAGAAUUGCAAAGACUGCUUCCCAUUACAGUCAUGAUACCUCAAAAAAGAUUGAUCCAUCUUGUUGAACAGGGCCUUGAAUUGCAAAAAGAGUCUUGUUUACUUCACAAUUCGGUAGUCACUGCAAUGUCAUUGCUUACUGAUCACCAGUGUGGAAUAGAUCAGAUUCCAUCUAAAACUUUGCAGAUAUUACAAGGACACACAGAUGAAAUAUGGUUUUUGCAGUUCUCUCAUAAUGGGAAGUACUUAGCCUCAUCAUCUGCUGAUUGUUCGGUUAUCCUAUGGGAGGUGAAGUUGGAUGGGAGGUUAUGCUUGAAGCACCGUUUAUCUGGUCACGAGGAAGCUGUAUCCUUUAUGUCGUGGGCUCCGGAUGAUAAUUACCUUCUCACUUGUGGAGUAGAGGAGGUUGUUAGACUGUGGGAUGUAAACUCCGGUGAAUGCAUGCAUCUUUACCAGAAAAAUGGUCUUGGUUUGACCUCGUGUGGAUGGGCUCCAGAUGGCAAAAGGGUAUAUUGCGGUGUUACUGACAAAAGCAUUAGCAUGUGGGAUCUUGAAGGGAAAGAGUUGGCGAGUUGGAAAGGCCAUCGAAUUAAUAGAAUAGCUGAUUUGGGGAUAACAAGUGAUGGGAAAUACAUGAUCUCUGUUUGUAAAAAUAAUAUGAUACUAUUAUUUGGAUUGGAAUCGAAAUCUGAGCAAAUAAUUAUAGAGGAUGAGGCAAUAACUUCAUUUGCUUUGUCCGCAGACAAUAAACAUAUAUUGGUAAGUCUUCGGAAUAAAGAAAUCCAUCUUUGGAGUAUAGAGGGGAAUGCAAAACUCUUAGCCGUAUAUCAAGGGCAUAAGCUAGAACGCUUCGUUGUGCGGUCUUGCUUUGGUGGACUAAAUCAAGCUUUCAUUGCCAGUGGAAGUGAGGAUUCACAGGUAUAUAUAUGGCACAGAAGCACACAACAAAUCCUUGGGAAGUUGGCUGGACAUAGUGGGACUGUGAACUGUGUUAGUUGGAACCCAGCAAAUCCUCAUAUGCUGGCGUCAGCAAGUGAUGAUGGGACUAUACGCAUAUGGGGCUUGGAUCGUGCAAACGUGAAGCACAAUGGCGAUGGAGCUGUUAGUAAUGGUGUGAACCACUGCAAUGGUGGAACGUGAAGUCUCGGAGAGAAUGGGCGAGCAAGAACAUUACAAGGUUUCUUUCCUUGACCAGUUUCUUUGAUGUAAUAUUCUUUUUACAUCAUCAAGCUUAACAUUUGAGACAAACAAGAAUGUGCAAUUUGCAUUCAGUUCAGCAAUAAAUCUUGAACUUCUUCA